Molecule: messenger RNA, 2055 nt
Organism: Dicentrarchus labrax (European seabass)
Lineage: Eukaryota; Metazoa; Chordata; Actinopteri; Moronidae
Gene: rnf170
Product: ring finger protein 170
Exons: 7
Coding region: 228-1034 (268 amino acids)
Molecular function (GO): ubiquitin protein ligase activity
Source: RefSeq, a predicted model, not a curated record
GAAGGAGCAGAAGAAGCAACAAACGGCUAGCUGCACACAACAAAUGUAAAACUGAUGCAAAAGCAGUUCAUAAGCAACCAACGAUGCUGCUACUCGCCCCCGACGCCUUUUUCUGACUCUAAAACCUGCCAUUGCUGGAAAGAAAAAUGUGUCGACACUCAAGGGAGUGAAUGGAGCUGACAAGGUGGACUUAUUAUUGGUAGUGUUGUAGGCUAUGAGUGUGGGUGAUGGAGGACAAUCAAUGUGGGGACUUGGACUACAUGAUCCAAGAUGAAGACACCCUCAUUGAGGGUGUCAGCAACCAGGUCUUGUUUGUUGUGGUGCUCAGCAUCACCUUCCUUGCAGGCCUCCUCACUCUGCUCUGCAGACAAGAUGAGCAGAACAUUCAUCCGGAGAAUCAGGAGCAUGUUCGAGCUGUCCGACAACAGCUUCAAACAGAGCAGGAUGAAAAUACUCAGGCGGAGGCCAGGCAGCAGUAUUACACGGACAUGUCUUGUCCUGUGUGUUUACAGCAGGCUGUUCUGCCUGUGGAAACCAAUUGUGGACACCUUUUCUGCGGCUCCUGCAUUAUAGCUUACUGGAGGUAUGGCACCUGGCUGGGUGCUAUUAACUGCCCCAUCUGCAGACAAAUGGUAACGUUGCUCUUCCCACUAUUUCAUGAGCAUGCCGCUCCUCAGCAGGUCCAGGAUGGCGAGGCAGAACCUAUCCUCAUAUUAAGAGACAUUAACGAUUAUAACCGCAGGUUCUCAGGCCAGCCACGAUCUUUUAUGGAUAGACUGCGAGAUGUGCCCACCCUGCUUCGUCAUGCCUUUAGGGAGAUGUUUUCUGUGGGCGGCCUCUUCUGGAUGUUCAGGAUUCGAAUUCUCCUCUGCCUAGUUGGUGCGCUCACCUACCUGGCCUCGCCGCUCGACAUCCUCCCCGAGGCACUCUUCGGUCUCCUGGGAUUCAUGGACGAUUUUUUUGUGAUCCUGCUUCUCUUUGUGUACAUCUCUAUCAUGUACAGAGAGGUGGUCACACAGAGACUGAAUGGCUAGGAGCUCACUCAUAAAAGGAGGCCUCAGCUCACUCACAUCAGGCUCGGGGAGAGGCAGUAUCUGAGGUUGACGUGUAAAGGCUGAAUAAAUGCUCAAAGGACAGUUGCUCAAUAAUGCUGGUUCACUUUGAAGCCUGGGAUGUUACCUCAUCACUGCAGAGGGGCUAGCAAAAGGUUGAACUCUGAAUGUUCACUCCGUAUUUAUAUAUAUAUAUAUAUAUAUAUAAUUCACCAUCAAUGGCUCAGAGGUCAAAUGAAGUCAAGGCACACAAUAAUACAGCAUAAGAAUGGCUUUGAAGUUCGUUGAGAGACAGCCCUAACUGGACGCCUAACAUUACGACCGACCGAUUCUAUAACAGCAAUGCCAAAAGUCAGUCAUUUGGUUAAAGUGCAUCUCAUCAUAAUGCAGACAGUUGUAUAAUAUAUGUAAUCUUGAAUGUACCAUAUUGAUGGCAGUGUCUUGUCUGCAUUCGGAUUGUUGACUGUCAGACAAAUCUGUGUUAGAACCAUUUUACUGUGGCUAUCACAGCCUGCUUGGUCAAUUAAAGUGAUGAUGCACUUAAUAUAAGUAACCUGUGACUAUGCAUAAUUCUUAAUGACUUGAAAAACACAGAUUUUCAUCCCUCCAACUGUUUACAUGUAUUGAUUAAAUCUGAACCUUUCUGCAUGCUUUCAUGUGAAGUGGUGAUGCACAGGACCACCUGUUUGUUGCAGUAAUAACUUCUGAACUGGCAGAUUUAAAUUAAACAUAUAAAAGAGGAUCGUACAAGGAAGGUGUCAAAGACUCGCCCAAGUUAUGAAUGUUAACUUACGAUUUCAAAGUAUACCUUGUCACUCUAAAGACAAUUCUCGGUUUGGACGUGUCCUGUGCAGAUCUUACAGUCUUAAUCAGGUUCAAGAGUCCGUGGGUGAACAACUCUAUGAACAUCCCAAAGCUUCUCAUAUUUUUCAAUGAAAUUUUGGAACAUUGGUUUAAAUCUGUAAGUAAAUAAAAAGCAAAAGAAUCAAUAUUUAAAAAUGAA